Saprolegnia diclina VS20 is the source of this 1760-nucleotide messenger RNA. RefSeq lists its product as hypothetical. The coding region runs from base 1 to 1698 and encodes 565 amino acids. The transcript has a single exon. Lineage: Eukaryota; Oomycota; Saprolegniomycetes; Saprolegniales; Saprolegniaceae. The record is from RefSeq and is a predicted model, not a curated record.
AUGCUGUGGCUCAUGCGCCUUGACAACCCCGAGACGCCGUCGCGCGUUGCUCGCAUCCUCGAGAUGAACGAGUCGGACUUUGCACUGGUGACGCGCUACUCGUUGACGUUGGGUAUUGAAGCCGUUGAGAGCUACGCACCGGCGGCCCCCCUGCCGCCUGGCGCCGCGCUCUACCUGCAACAUGUGAAGCUCGACGAUGUGUGCAACGUCGAAAAGUUCCCCCUCGUCGAAGUAGGCGAAGGUGACCCGCCGUUUUUGAUCGAGUGGCUCAAGAUGCAUAUGAUGUGCGUACUCGGUGGCAAGGUGGUGGCGGCGCAGGCGAUCGCGCUUGCGCCGACCGACCCCGAGGCGGCCGCCGAGGUGCUCAAGCAAGCAAUUCCAGACAUGAACAUUCGUGUCGCGGCGCGCGCGACCCGCAAGAAGACGUCGGCGACGGCGUCCGAGUACAAGGCCAUGAUGCACGCGCUCGAGGUCGUUGGCAAUAUGGACGUUCUGGACGCGUUUCUCGGUGACGCGCUCCGCGUCGUCCGCGGCACGCACCUCGCACCUGUCGCGAAUUGGAUUCACCGCAUGCUCUGUCGCUUUGGCUGGGAGGCGCUGCUGCCGGCCAUGCGGCGGCUCGUCUCGCGCUGGGGCCGGUGCAUGGCGUCGUCGUCGCACGUGGUCGACUUGCUAGCGAGCUUGGCGGGUUGCACCGACACACCCGCAUGUCCUCGCUUGGAGCUGCCGUUUGCCACCGAGUGCAUCAAGCUGCUCUGGCGCCGCCUCCAGACUGCGGUCGCGCGACUGCUCGAGGACGGCCGCUACAAGGCCGACACCAACACGCUCGUCAAGCACAUUUUACGACUCGAGCACUAUUGGGAUGUGACGGACGAGCUGACGUGGUUUGGCGCGCGGUUGCCGCGGCAGGCGACCGCCAUCAUUGACCAGUUUCGCUUUGGCGUGCUGACGCCGUUCUUAUCGCAGCUAAACAAGCCGACCUACCAUGAACGUAUUCCGUUGAGUGAAGCAGCCGUGGCGGUCGCCGCAGUGCGCAAGGCGGUGCCGACGCUGCCAUGUACCAAGUACGUGACGCCACUCUGGCGCUGGCUCGAUGCCGACACGAAACCCAAGGCGCUGUCGGUGGCGGCCGUGCACAGCCUUUUGUGGCUCGCCCAGUUGGAUACCGCCGUGCCUCUGGACGAGAAGCUGAUCGAGCGUCUCUGGCAGCGCUCGGGGCGGUUUGCUGUGGAAGGCGCCUGGGCGACAGGCCCGAUGCUGCCGCCACCCGCCUUGGCACUGCUCGUGCAGUAUACCGUGGCGUCGGCCGGCGUGUACGAGUCGGCGACGCUGGACCCCGAAACAAUCACGAACGCACUGCCCCUUUUGCCCUACGUGGCACUCUCGCGCAAGCUUGUGGUUCGGCAAAAGGCGAUGACCGCGCGCCACCUGGCGGCGUUGACGUUUUUGAAGGCGCAGGCGGCAUCGACGGUGCUCUCGUACGUGUCGAAGCUCGUGGCGCGCGUGCCCAACGCGCCGGUCCUCCAGGCCAUGUGGCGCCGCGUCCUCGACGAGCUUUGCACUGCGAUGCAGACGACGAUGCCGAUGGCCGUGGAUGCGAUUGCGCUGCUCGCCGUGCUGACGCAGGACCGGAAGCGCCCGCUCGAGACGCCAAACCAGCGCAAGGGGCCCCCGCGCCACCGUCGGCGCUUCUUCUGACUCGACCGCACGUCGAGAUUGUCACUUAGUCUUUGAUGCAAAGGACACAAUACAUUGGUAUG